UGUGUGGCCAGAAAGGAAAUCUACUCUCGUAUAUUCAACUAUUAAAAUAUUUAACAUUUCUGAGCUGGGGCUUUACUAAAACCUGGGCCAGCCAUGGCAAUACCGUCUACAAAGCUUCUUGUGUUUCUGUCUCUCAUUUGGAGCAAACCUGGCUCAGCUGCUGCUCUGAAUAACUGUGUUUUCUUGGUUGAAGAGGAGAAAAACAGUCUGUAUGAAGAUGGAGAUGUAGUUAUAGGGGGUUUAUUCCCUCUACACUACAGCCUUGUGUCUUCUCUUCCAACAUACAAAACUAAACCAACACCUUAUAUCUAUAAAUAUUUCAGCUCUCGUGCCUUGCGCUGGAUGCAGACCAUGACUUUUGCAAUCGGAGAGAUCAACCAGCGCAGUGACCUCCUGCCACAGCUCAAGCUGGGUUUCCACAUUCGUGACAGCUGUGAUGACAUACCGGUAUCUCUGAGAGCAUCUUUGCUGUUGGUGAACGGCCAGCCAGAGAGAGACUCCAGAGGUCCAGAAAGUGAUUCAAAUUUAGGUUGUGCUGCUGUACAAAGGACUGUCUCCCCAGUAAUCAUAGGAGGUGCUGCCUCUGGGGUGUCUAUGGCUCUGCAAAGAAGCCUGGGUUCUUUCCAUAUCCCCCUGGUGAGCUAUUUCGCAUCCUGCAGCUGUCUGAGUAACCAAAGGGAGUUCCCCACAUUCAUGCGCACCAUGCCCAGUGAUGCCUUCCAGAUAAAAGCCCUGGCCCAGCUGGUUAGCUAUUUUGGCUGGACCUGGGUGGGAGUCAUUGGGGUGGAAUCUGAUUAUGCUCGCUUUGCCAUCCAACUCUUCCUGGAGGAGUCAGUGCAGUAUGGUGUGUGUGCUGCCUACAUUCAUGUCUACCCUGUACUUCUGAGUCAACAGGCUCUAGAUGAGCUUCUGGAUGUAAUUCAGAUGGCAUCCUCAAAGGUUAUCAUUAACUUCUGUCUUGAGUCAGAGAUGAAUGUUAUUCUGAGAGAGAUCCAACGUCGGAAUAUAACCGGUCUUCAGUGGAUCGCCAGUGAGGCUUGGGCCACUGCCAAAUCACUCUGGGAAAAGUUUGGAGAUCUCCUGACAGGAACACUGGGAUUUGCCAUCCAAAGAGCUGAUGUGAUUCCAGGCCUUCAACAACACCUCACUAAUCUCAGACCAUCCAAUAUUCAUGAAUCAGCUUUCUUGGCAGAAUUUUGGGAAGAGACGUUUAACUGUCGACUGAAUGGGUCAGUGAACAGCCUGUCUCACGGAGAUAACAACUACAUCGACAGAUUGCCAUGCAAAGGGACAGAGGACUUAAGUGAUAUUUACUCUCCUUAUUCUGAUGUGACACAGCUAAGAGUGUCUUAUAAUGUCUACAAAGCAGUGUAUCUGGUGGCCCAUGCAUUGCAUGAUAUGGCUAACUGCAGUGUCAGAAAGGGGCCUUUCCUUAAUGGCACCUGUGCAGACCUAAAGAAUUUUAAAUCUUGGCAGCUAAUGUAUUACAUGAAACGUGCUAAUUUUUCUGCACUCGGGGAGAAAGUCAGCUUCGAUCAAAACGGUGACCCCAUUGCUUAUUAUGAUCUCUUGAACUGGCAAAGGAGGCCUGACGGCUCACUACAUUUGGAAAAAGUAGGUUUCUAUGAUGCCUCAUCGCCUGCUGGACGCAGCCUGGUCAUAAAUGACUCAGUGAUUCAGUGGCCUGUUGGGAAGCAGGCUUCCCGGUCUGUAUGCAGCGAAAGUUGUCCUCCAGGUUUUCGCAUCGCCAGGAGAAAAGGGGAACCCAUCUGCUGUUUCGACUGUGUCCCCUGUGCUGAGGGAGAAGUUAGUAAUAAGACUGAUUCUUUAGAAUGCUCCCGCUGCUCGAAGGACACAUGGCCCAAUAAAGCCAGAGAUCUCUGCACCCCAAAGACUAUUGAGUUCCUGUCUUACCAUGAGUUAAUGGGUAUUGUGCUGUGUGUUGUAUCCAUCCUUGGAGCUUGUAUUUCCCUCUCCAUUCUCGCCAUAUUCUUUACAUGCAAAGACACUCCACUGGUUCGGGCCAACAACAUGGAAUUGAGCUUCCUUCUCUUGGUUUUUCUUGCUGUCUGUUUUCUUGUCGGCCUGUUGUUCAUUGGUGAGCCUUCAGACUGGCUUUGCCGCAUCAGGUACCCAGCAUUUGGCAUCAGUUUUUCCCUUUGCAUUUCAUGCCUCCUGGCCAAGACAGCUGUGGUCCUGAUGGCCUUUAGGUCCACACUGCCAGGAAGUAAUGUCAUGAAGUGGUUUGGACCCAACCAGCAGAGAGCUAGUGCACUUUUAGGAACAGCUGUCCAGGUAAUAAUCUGUCUUGUCUGGCUGCUCACCAGUCCACCUCAUGCCAACAACAACACAGAUUACCACAGUGCUACCAUCAUCAUUGAGUGUGCUACUGGUUCAGCGGUUGGCUUCUGGUGUGUUCUUGGAUACAUCGGCAUCCUGGCUUGCACAUGCUUCCUAAUGGCAUUUUUGGCUCGGAAGUUGCCAGAUAAUUUCAACGAGGCAAAGUUCAUCACAUUCAGCAUGCUGAUAUUCUUUGCAGUAUGGAUUACUUUUAUCCCAGUUUAUGUGAGCUCAGCUGGGAAAUACACAGUGGCUGUCCAUAUUUUUGCUAUUUUAGCAUCAGCUUUUGGUCUCCUUUUUUGCAUUUUUGCUCCAAAGUGCUAUAUCAUAAUUCUGAAACCAGAAAAAAACAGUAAAAAAAACAUGAUGCAAAAAUGAAAAUGACAGUACAUUACAUGUCUUGAUAAAGAAUGUACAUGGAAGCCAUUUAAUUAAAUAUCUUGUUGAGUUGUCAUAUUAAAGAUUCAUGCUGAAAAUGCAACAA
This is a messenger RNA of Dicentrarchus labrax (European seabass), 2824 nucleotides long. Its product is annotated as extracellular calcium-sensing receptor-like. The coding region runs from base 94 to 2718 and encodes 874 amino acids. The transcript has 8 exons. The record is from RefSeq and is a predicted model, not a curated record. Gene Ontology annotation, biological process: G protein-coupled receptor signaling pathway. Gene Ontology annotation, cellular component: membrane. Lineage: Eukaryota; Metazoa; Chordata; Actinopteri; Moronidae. Gene Ontology annotation, molecular function: G protein-coupled receptor activity.